Messenger RNA from Parascedosporium putredinis, 486 nucleotides. Lineage: Eukaryota; Fungi; Ascomycota; Sordariomycetes; Microascales; Microascaceae. The record is from the annotation of a GenBank genome assembly.
AUGGCGAUCAAGCACAACCAGAAGCUCAUCAGCACCCAUCUCCGAAAGGACUGGCAGCGCCGGGUUCGAACCCACUUCGAUCAGCCCGGUGGCAAGGUCAGGCGUCGGGACGCUCGCAGGGCUAAGGCCGCCGCUGUUGCCCCCGUCCUACCGACCUUCUCCGACCCGUCGUCCGAUGCCCUACCAUCAAGCACAACCGCCGUGUCAGGGCCGGCCGUGGCUUCACCCUUGAGGAGCUCAAGGGUCAAGAAGGGCGACUCCAAGACCGACCUCAGCAAGGUCGAGACCGUCACCUCCAUCUCCGCCGCCCUCCCCAUCGCCGUCGCCGACAAGACCAUCAAGGAGAUCAAGAGGAGCGACCUCCCCGCCGCUAUCGAGGGUGGUGCCUACAGGAAGCUCAGGCUCGCCCGCAGCGACGCCAGGCUGGCCGGUGUCAGGGAGAAGCGCAUCAGGGACAAGGCCGAGGCCGAGGCUGCCAAGAAAUAA